CCCUCUCGGCGCACGCGGCCCCCCGCCGGCCACCGAGCUCCGGCCAACGCGGGCGGCCUCCACAGGCGGGCAGCUCCGCCAAGGUCCUAGAGCGGCUCCGUGCGGCCUGGCGCUUCCGCUUCCCGUCCCCGCCCCCGGCGGUCGUCCCCGGGGCGCCUGGGUUCGAGCCCUCUCCCGGUUUGGCGCGGAGCCCGCAUCCCGGGGCCGCCGGCGGCUCGGGCAUCUGCGCCCCGCUGAGGAGCUCCAAAGGGCCCCGGGUGGCGGAGCCGGAGGCGGCCGGCGAGGGCGGUGUACGGGCGAUGGAGCGCGCGGUGGAAUCGUGGAGCCCGGAUCUCCAUGGCCCAGAGGAAGGGGAGCAGCCGAGAGGCGCCCGCACAGGUCUAGGGAGUGAGAAUGUGGAGAUUUCUCAGCCGGAUGAGUUUGAACAUACCCCACAGGAAGAUGACUUGGGGUUCAAGGAAGAGGAAGAUUUGGCCCCAGGUCAUGAAGUAGGAAACUCCUCUCUCAAAUCUGAAGGCAUCCAGCCCUGGGAUGAUUUGUGGGUCCAGGGAGAGGGGCUGGGAAAGCCUCAGCCUCCAGACAGAGGACCCCGGCUCCUGGGAGAACCACGCUGGGGCCAGGCUAGUGAUCGGGCUGCUGUGUGUGGCGAGUGUGGCAAAAGCUUUCGGCAGAUGUCAGAUCUGGUAAAGCACCAGCGGACCCACACAGGAGAGAAACCUUACAAGUGCGGGGUCUGCGGCAAGGGCUUUGGAGAUAGCUCUGCCCGUAUCAAACACCAGCGAACUCAUAGUGGCGAGAAGCCCUACAGAGCCCGGCCACUGGCCCAGGGUCCCCCGAAGAUUCCUCGGCCCCGGAUCCCCGCUGGCGAGCGUCCUACCAUAUGCGGUGAAUGUGGCAAGAGCUUCCGGCAGAGUUCUGACCUGGUGAAGCAUCAGCGGACACACACAGGUGAGAAGCCUUACAAGUGUGGCAUCUGUGGCAAGGGCUUCGGUGACAGUUCUGCCCGCAUAAAGCACCAGCGGACACACCGAGGGGAGCAGAACCCUCGGCCUGUGGUGCCCAGACGGCGGCUACCUCGGGCAGCCACAGCAGCCACGCAGGGACCCAAGGCCCAGGACAAGCCAUAUAUCUGCACUGAUUGUGGCAAAAGAUUUGUGCUCAGCUGCAGCCUCCUGAGCCACCAGCGCAGUCACCUGGGGCCUAAACCCUUUGGCUGCGAUGUGUGUGGGAAGGAGUUUGCUAGGGGUUCAGACCUGGUGAAGCACCUGCGGGUGCACACAGGGGAGAAACCCUACCUGUGCCCCGAGUGUGGCAAGGGCUUUGCUGACAGCUCGGCCCGGGUCAAGCACCUCCGCACCCACAGUGGCGAGAGGCCUCACUCCUGCCCAGAGUGCGACCGUACCUUCCGCCUCAGCUCCACCCUCCUCCGCCACCGCCUCACCCACAUGGAGCCCCAGGACUUUAGCUUCCCAGGCUAUCCCUUGGCUCCCCUGAUCUCCAGCCCACACCCCAGCACAAGCCCACCCCCACCUCCUCUUGGCACCAGCCCUCUGCUGACACCUCGCAGCCCUCCUCACUCCGGUGAUGGCCCCUUCAGCCUGCCUGGCUUAGAGCCAGAGCCUGGAGGCCCCCAGGCUGGGGAGCCACCACCACCACCACUGGCAGGCGACAAGCCCCACAAGUGUCCUGAGUGUGGCAAGGGCUUCCGCCGAAGCUCAGACCUGGUGAAACACCACCGUGUGCACACAGGGGAGAAACCCUACCUCUGCCCUGAAUGUGGCAAGGGUUUUGCCGACAGUUCAGCCCGAGUCAAGCACCUUCGCACCCAUCGUGGUGAACGGGCCCGGCCCCCACCACCAUCCACUCUCCUUCGGCCCCAUAAUCCUGGUCCGGCACCCACAUCCCCUCGACCCCGAGCCCGGGCCCAGCCCUCUGGACCCAGCCAGCCCCAUGUGUGUGGCUUCUGUGGGAAGGAGUUCCCCCGGAGCUCAGAUCUGGUCAAACAUAGGCGCACACACACUGGGGAGAAGCCAUACAAGUGUGCAGAGUGUGGCAAGGGUUUUGGCGACAGCUCUGCCCGGAUCAAGCACCAGCGUGGGCACCUGGUUCUGAGGCCAUUUGGGACAGGGGAUGGUCGGGCAAGGCUCCUCAAGGAGGAACCACCAACAGAACUGGAAUGAUGGGGUCCAGGGAGGGUGGAGGCGAAAGGGAGGGUAUCUGCUUCUUAAGCAGAGAAGAAAGGGCCUGGGAGGUGGUGAGAGGGGAAGAAACGGUAAAAAGUGAAUCAGUAGAAAUGGAGAUCGGAGACAAUGACCUUGAAGCUCAGGAACCUGUCCUGGCUGGGCUCAGUCAGGAUCCUGCCAGUAUGGGCUAUGCUCCCAGCUUUCUGAACACUGCCUGGCACACAGUAGGCACACAAUAAAUACUAGUUGAGUGAAUAAACUGGUCUUCACCUGAGGGCUCUAAAAUAAACCUCAAUUCUGGCUGCCUCUUACCUGUUGAGGACUGACCCUUCCCAGCAUUCCCCCCUGGGAAAACCAGCACCCUGAGCCAGGGUUUGUUUGACCUCAAGCUGCAGCAAUGAGACUUCCAGAGUUUAAGGUGACAGAACAGAGGCAGGGACAUCUUGACCAUCCUUCUGCUGGGUAGAGUAUUGCUGUGAAUUAGGCAGUUGCUCACCCCAACCUCAGGCCACUAGAGGUAGUCUUAGCCAGGAAGGGCACUUCUGGACAGAGCCCAGGCCAAUCUGCCCUUGAGGACCCCAGCCCACCCUAUCACCUGGACACUCAACCUUCGUAGAUUAGAAACAGCAAAAGGAACACUAAUGGUAUCUGGUCUGGAUGCCAAGGCCAGGCCCUUCUGACAGAUGUCAGCACAGAUGAGCUGCCUGAGAGACUGCAGCUAGGAGAGGCCUGCGAGGCCAGGGAAGCCUGAAGGCUCAACAGCCACAUCUCUGUCAGGUUGCCAAUAAACUGCUUCUUGUAUAAGGCCUGGACUUUGUGUGUGUGUGUGUGUGUGUGUGUGUGUGUGUGUGUGUGUGUGUGUGUGUGUGUGU
This is a messenger RNA of Choloepus didactylus (southern two-toed sloth), 3055 nucleotides long. It is a transcript of the gene ZNF48, whose product is annotated as zinc finger protein 48. Bases 300 to 2180 code for a protein of 626 amino acids. The transcript has 3 exons. NCBI's taxonomy places the organism in Eukaryota, Metazoa, Chordata, Mammalia, Pilosa, Megalonychidae. The record is from RefSeq and is a predicted model, not a curated record.